This is a messenger RNA of Daldinia decipiens, 1654 nucleotides long. Its product is annotated as coatomer epsilon subunit-domain-containing protein. Gene Ontology annotation, biological process: retrograde vesicle-mediated transport, Golgi to endoplasmic reticulum; endoplasmic reticulum to Golgi vesicle-mediated transport; intra-Golgi vesicle-mediated transport. Gene Ontology annotation, molecular function: protein binding; structural molecule activity. Lineage: Eukaryota; Fungi; Ascomycota; Sordariomycetes; Xylariales; Hypoxylaceae. The transcript is spliced from 4 exons. Gene Ontology annotation, cellular component: COPI vesicle coat. Bases 143 to 1036 code for a protein of 297 amino acids. The record is from RefSeq and is a predicted model, not a curated record.
GGCAGCUUUCGGCCACACUAACUUUACCUUAACCUAGAACCUUAGAAGCAACCGCCUAUCCUUAAAUCGCUGUCAUUAAAUCGCCGAACCUUAGAUUAUCAAGUAAACGAAUUCGAGUAGAACCAGCAAGAAAUCGCCCAAUAUGGAUCCUUACUCGGCAGAAGGCGAGUUAAUAAAUAUUCACAAUCAUUUCCACCAGGGCCAAUACCAAGAAGUCAUCGACUUUGACACGUCUGCUCUCUCCUCCGAAAAUGCACUACCUGCCCGAGUCCUCGCCCUCCGAGCUCGCAUUGCUCUGGGACAAGCAGAAGAAGCAAUCGCCGACGUUGAAGGAGAAUCGGAGCCUGCGCUAGCAGCAGUGCGCGCCUUAGCCGAGUACAGCCUGGGGAAGACGGAUGCGGCCGUUCAAACUAUCGAGGAGCUUGCCUCGUCAGCUAGCGAUAACCAGACGGUAGAAGUUCUUGGAGGAACGGUCUUGCAAGCUGCUGGCAAAUCAGAGGAGGCUCUCGCGCUCUUGUCACAACACUCUGGCAGCCUUGAUGCUGUCGCCUUGAUUACACAAAUCCAUCUCCAACAAAACAGGACCGAUUUAGCCCUUAAAGAGGUAGCUGCGGCUAGGCGGUGGGCGCAAGAUAGUCUACUUGUCAACUUAGCAGAGUCAUGGGUUGGCCUCCGAUUGGGAGGAGAUAAGUACCAGCAGGCAUUUUACGUAUUCGAAGAACUCGCACAAGCUCCCUCUACAUCCUCGAUCGUCUCCCUCGUCUCACAGGCAGUAUGCGAGUUACAUCUAGGCCGCGUUGAAGAAGCACAAAGUGCUCUCGAGCAAGCCGUGCAGAAGCAACCUGAAUACGCUGAAGCCAUUGCCAAUUUAUUGGUUUUGUCGAUCAUCACCGGCAAGGAUGCUUCCGCUGUUUCUGAGCUUACAAGUUCCUUAAAGAAAGCCGCCCCUGAACACACAUUCCUAGUCGAUCUCGAAGAAAAGAGCGAAUCGUUUGACAAGGCGGCCGCUAAGUUUAGUGCAAAGGCGUCAGCUUAAAAUAGGAAGGGCGGCUAAUAUGGGACUUGUCGAAUGUUGAUAUACUAGUAGACCUUGGAGACGAGGUAUAAAGAAAAGGCGAAAAUGCUUUGGUUACGAUACUCUAUGAACAUGAUGAAUACCUCAUAUUGCGUCGUCCUAAUAUUGGUUACGUGUCGUGGCCACUCCUAAUUGCGGGUUUAGAGAGGCACAAGUGAUAUUCAGCUCAGUCUAUGAUACAUCGAUCUCAAUAAUUAUAAUUAAUCUGGCGAUGUUUGGAGAUCUUUCCAGAUGAGAUACUCCGAUGUCCACAUUUAUUGAGAGUAACAUAACACAAAGCUAUUAGACUGUUUUUGUCACUAAAAUCUAGGGUAUUACAAAAGAGCAAAUAUCAGAAACCAACUCAAUUUAUGUGACAUCAUCUGUGUUCUGGAGCCGUGGUUUAUAAAUCAUAACGCUUACAUCCCAAGAAUUUGAGAUUAUUUAAAUGCACGAUGACGCUUCUCAGACUAUAAUAUGUGAAUGUGCCUUAAAAAUGGCAUUGCAGAAGAUAGGUAGAUAACUGCAUAUAACUGAUGCACAAAAGAAAAGGGGGGUAGUCGACCUAAGUUGACACGGUUACUGGGUGACAAUAUGUAG